Messenger RNA from Malania oleifera, 309 nucleotides. Its product is annotated as secreted RxLR effector protein 161-like. The transcript has a single exon. The record is from RefSeq and is a predicted model, not a curated record. Bases 1 to 309 code for a protein of 102 amino acids. Lineage: Eukaryota; Viridiplantae; Streptophyta; Magnoliopsida; Santalales; Ximeniaceae.
AUGGAAAAUAUUCCUUAUGCAUCUGUUAUUGGAAGCUUGAUGUAUGCUCAAACCUGUACGAUACCGGACAUUAGUUUUGCAAUUGGAAUGCUCGGGAGAUACCAAAGUAAUCUCGGGAUGGAGCAUUGGAAAGCUGCAAAGAAGGUUUUAAGAUACCUGAAAGGAACAAGACACUAUAUGCUCACAUAUCGAAAAUCUGACCAGUUGGAGGUGAUUGGUUACUCUGACUCAAAUUCUGCUUGUUGUGUUGAUAGUCUGAAGUCAACUUUUGGUUACUUGUUCCUAUUAGCUGGAGGAGCAAUAUCAUAG